AUGGAACAAAAGCGCGCCCAAACCCUGGAGGCGCUGGAAAACUUCAUACAGACUCACAAGACGCUGCUCGAACGUACAUACGCCGACAUAGAGGGGCUCCGAGCUCUUCGCGCGGAUGUAGCGAACGAUGCCGCUCUCAGUGUUGAAAAGCUCGCAGGGAUGCUCGACGAGCCCUCUUUCAAAUUGAGCGAGCAGCUCGACGCUAUGCCCCCGCUUCCCGCUGAGCUCGACUGGUCGCUCUUUGGCGGAGCUGACGCCGCGCCUUUCAAGACCAUGGCGACCACUGCGCGCGAAGCCUACGCCGCGCGCAACGUCCCUCCGAAGACCCAGCUCUCCUCCCCCUCCGCCUUGCGCCAGUUCGUCGCUAGCAACCGCCUUUCUAUCAUCGACCCUGUCCUCACUGCCUUUCGCCUCCCUGAUGAACUCGCAUGUAUAUCCUCAGACGAGGAGGUCGACCCGGAGGAGCUCUGCCGCGCCCGUGAGCGCGAGAAGAUCCGUGAGCUCAAGAAGCGGCGGAUCGAAGGGGACGCUCUGGGGGGCAAUGGCGCGGCGUUCUCAGGCCUCGGGCUGCGGAAGCCCGUCGCUGGGGUGUUCAUCCGGCGGGACCAGGAGGACGAGAGUGCGGAGGUCGACAUCUCGAUGGCCGAGGACGAGAGCGCGCGAUCGGUCCCCGGCUCGACCUCGGAGGUCGUACCUUUGACUGUGGAUACCCCUGCGACGAGCGUGGCGUCCCUCCCGCCGUCCGCUUCUGUCGAGCGGGAGGCGUUGACUCGGGAGCGGCGCCCAACUCGGAAGGCGCAUGAGAACGCCAAGAACGUGGCGACGGUUAAGGCGAAGGCGAAGGCGAAGGCUAAGUCAAAAGGGAGGGCACAGGCCAAGACCAAGGCCAAUACCGAGGAGGACUCAGAGGAGCAUCCCGCCACCGAGCCGCCAGCUGACAAGAACGGCAAGGCGAAGUCAGAAACGUACAAGCAAGCGUGGUCCGUUUCCGAGCAGCACCUGCUAGAACGCUUGUUGGAGGAGAUCCCCGAGGGCGAAAAGAACCGGUGGGCGAAGAUCUCGAAAGCGAUGAACGGGCGUCGGACAGCGCGACAAGUAGCAAGCCGCGUGCAAAAGUACUACGAAAAGCUGAAGAGGUUCGGGAUUGAGGUCGGGGGCAGCAAAGCGGGAGCCGCGGCAUCUUGACGCUAGUUGAAUCGCUUAAUAUGGACACUAUCAUAUCGUACCUAGUACCCUGCACUGUAUCUAUAGCAUUCCUCCUUGCACUGUCGCCGACGUUGCCCC
Messenger RNA from Dichomitus squalens LYAD-421 SS1, 1284 nucleotides. RefSeq lists its product as uncharacterized. The transcript has 4 exons. Lineage: Eukaryota; Fungi; Basidiomycota; Agaricomycetes; Polyporales; Polyporaceae. Bases 1 to 1185 code for a protein of 394 amino acids. The record is from RefSeq and is a predicted model, not a curated record.